Molecule: messenger RNA, 1338 nt
Organism: Penicillium samsonianum
Lineage: Eukaryota; Fungi; Ascomycota; Eurotiomycetes; Eurotiales; Aspergillaceae
Exons: 5
Coding region: 233-1243 (336 amino acids)
Biological process (GO): transmembrane transport
Molecular function (GO): transmembrane transporter activity
Source: RefSeq, a predicted model, not a curated record
CCGGCUUCCCCAGAAAAGACGCGCCAUUCUACAAAACCCUCCUUGGCAGCCUAGCAACCACAAAUCACUCUAUCCUUACUAUCCUUAUCGGCAUCCGUCACCACAUUUCGAUUUGAUCGCCCGCGCGUUGCGCACGAGCACCCUACGAUUUGCACGAGGCGUCCAGUCCGUGACGCAUUGGAUCUGUGAUCCAGGAUCAGGGAUUGGGGGAAAUACUUGGGGUUCUUAGACGAUGUCAUCGACGCCGACGCCUUUGCCUGUUUCGGCGCCUGACAUGAUGGCCCAACAGAAGGCGGAAAACGCGCUUGCUCAGUCUGGGACAUCGAAGUCGAAUUACAAGGGUUUUGUGGCGGGCGUUUUUUCAGGCAUUGCGAAGCUCAGUGUUGGCCAUCCAUUCGACACCAUUAAGGUUCGCCUACAAACUAGCAAAGAUGUGCAGUUCCGAGGACCGCUGGAUUGCACGUUGCAGACUUUGCGAAAGGAAGGAUUACAAGGGUUUUAUAAGGGAGCUACACCGCCGCUGGUCGGAUGGAUGGUGAUGGACUCUGUGAUGCUGGGCUCAUUGACUCUAUAUCGCCGAUUAUUACUCGAGAAUGUCUUCUCGAAACCUCACAUCCGCCCUUACCUCCCCUUCUCGCGCUACCAGCCAGACCUCGCAAUCCUUCCUAGUUUCGGACAUGGUAUUGCAGGUAUCAUGGCCGGUACAACGGUCAGCUUUAUCGCAGCCCCAGUAGAGCAUGUGAAGGCACGCCUGCAAGUGCAAUACGCCGCCGACAAAUCGAAGCGCAUGUACAGCGGGCCCAUCGACUGCCUGCGCAAGAUGGUUCGCACGCAUGGUGUCAGCGGCCUAUACCGCGGCCUCUGGGCGACGGUCUUCUUCCGCUCCUUUUUCUUCUUCUGGUGGGGCUCCUAUGACGUCCUCACUCGCUACUUCAAAAAGAACACUACGUUGUCUGCCCCGGCGAUCAAUUUCUGGGCCGGUGGCAUCUCCGCCCAAUGCUUCUGGCUCACUUCCUACCCGUCCGAUGUCGUUAAGCAGCGACUUAUGACUGACCCCAUGGGUGGUGCGCUAAAUGACGGCAAGCGACAGUUCCGCGGCUGGAAGGACGCUGCAGUCGCCGUAUGGCGUGAACGUGGGUGGAGAGGGUACUGGCGGGGCUUCGUUCCAUGCUUCCUUAGGGCAUUCCCGGCGAAUGCAAUGGCUCUGGUUGCGUUCGAAGGCGUGAUGCGUACCUUGCCCUAACUCCAUGAUGGUCUACACGAACCCCAAAUGAUUGCAUAUAUACCGAAGUCUCAUGGCUAGAUAAUUAUUUAGAAGAACAUACCCAUUGUUUUAUG